AUUGCAUUGAAAUGUAUUUCAUCCUAUGAAUAACAAUUGGUUGAAAUGGCGAAUGUGAAACUUUUCAAGCAAUUCAUUUGUUCAAACAGUUUAUCAUUAACAUCAAAUGUUACUAACGUAAGCCAAUGUUCAAGUCUCCUAGCUAAAGAUCUGAAACAUUUAAGGUUUACCUUUUUUAUGCAAAUUGAGUCUUGAUCAUUGAGUUGUUACGUUUUUCUUGUACAAUGUUGAUACAUUAAAACAUAUUGAAAGUUAUUGGAAAAUUUUGUUAGUUUAAUCAUUGAGCAAUUGAAAUCCAUAAUGGCUUUUCAAUUGUCAACAGUAGUGUUAAUUGUUUUACAAUUUCAGUUGAGUUUAACUGAUCAUUGUAUUAAAAGGUACUUCAAUCAAAAUUCAUUUGUUUGUGCUUGUGAUACUCGUUCAUGCCCUUCAAUACCGGGAACAACUCGACCUCCUAAGGGUUACAUCGAUCAAUGGGUUUCCUCACGAAGUCUACAUCGUUUUCACUUGACUCGACUCAACCUCAACCGUUUAAGCAGACCAUUAUUCCCUCCAUCACUUGUAGUCACAUUGAGAUUGAAUGAUCGCAGGCAGACUAUCCAUGGUUUUGGUGGGGCCUUCACUGAUGCCACAGGACUAAAUUUAGCUACGUUACCCAUGGCUUUGCGAGAUCAAAUAAUGAGAGAUUAUUUCUCAACCGAUGGAAUAGAUUAUUCAAUUGGUCGAGUUCCAAUUGCUGGAACCGAUUUCUCUGCUCGUGUUUAUUCUUAUGAUGAUAACAACGGUGAAGAAGAUUUAGAAUUGAAAAACUUUGCACUUCAACCUGAGGAUAUAAAUUUAAAGAUCCCAAUGAUCAAAAGAGCUUUAGAACUAAAAAAUGGUCCAUUCAGAUUGCUUUGUAGUCCUUGGUCAUCACCAGGCUGGAUGAAGACUAAUGGCAAUAUUAUUGGAGCUGGCUUUCUUAAAGGCGUGCCCGGUGGGCCUUAUUAUAAAGCUUGGGCCAAAUAUUUAGUUAAAUUUCUCGAUUCUUAUUCAAAAGAGGGAAUCAACUUUUGGGCAAUGACAACUCAAAAUGAGCCAAAUAUAGCUAUUGAGAUUGGUAUCUUUUUAUUGCAUAACCUUCGUUUUACACCCGAAAAUAUGCGAGAUUGGGUUAAAUACGACUUAGGACCUGAACUUGAAAAGGCUGGUUAUGGAAGAGAUAAACUCAAUUUGCUUCUUCUCGAUGACAACAGACAACUUCUUGUUAAUUACACUCAGAUUGUUCUUAAAGAUGAAACAGCUGCGUCUUUCAUCAACGGAAUUGCCUUCCAUUGGUAUAAGAUCAACAAUCAACCACAUUAUAAUGAACUCAAUGUGGUUCAUAAUAACUUUCCGAAUCACUUUCUCAUUUCAACUGAAGCAUGUGAAGGUUAUCAAAGCUCAAGCGCCAUAAAAGCUCAACUUGGAAACUGGACUCGAGCCGAAACUUAUGCCAAAGAUAUAAUCAAAGAUCUUAAUCGUUACACAACUGGCUGGGUUGAUUGGAAUCUAGUUCUCGACACAAAAGGAGGCUCUUCGUAUGAAAAUAAUUCGGCUGAUGCUCUAAUACUUGUGGACACCGAUAGAAAAAUUUAUUAUCGCAAUCCAAUGUUUUAUUCAUUGGGGCAUUUCUCCAAGUUUAUCCCGCCAGGUUCAGUUUACAUUGGCCAUCAAGUUCAAGGCAACUCUCGAGGAGUUUAUUUAGCAGCUUUUGAAGAUCCAAGUAACCAAAUGGUUAUUGUUAUCCUCAAUACAAAUGAUUAUCCAGUCAACCUGAUUAUCAACAAAUUUGCUCAAGUUCCAGUUCCAAUAACUUUGGAUGGACACUCAAUCAGAACAUUGUUAACUCCUUCCAGAAAAGUGAAUUAACUGCUAUCAUUACUGAUAGGAAAAUAUUAAUAUUAUUAAAUCUUUGCUCAAUGAAUGUUUCCCUUUUCUACUUGCAUCUCAAUUCAUCUGUAAUACAAAUCAAUCCUCUUGAGCUAAACAUUACAGAGCAUUCGAACUGUCCAAUUUUGAUUUGAGAAAUCAUCUCUUGAUCAAUCAUUCCAUUGCUUUUUUCUUGAUAGAGAAAGUCUACCAAAGCCAUAAUUAUAGUCAAUGAUAAGGCCCACAUUGAGGCAAUAAACUUUGAUUUUUAUAACGAU
Tetranychus urticae (two-spotted spider mite) is the source of this 2168-nucleotide messenger RNA. NCBI's taxonomy places the organism in Eukaryota, Metazoa, Arthropoda, Arachnida, Trombidiformes, Tetranychidae. The record is from RefSeq and is a predicted model, not a curated record.